AACCACCAACCCUAGUCACACCGGCCAACUGAUUGACGACGUUCAAUACCAUGCCCAUCAUCCUCGCGCGACAAAUACACAUAUCCAAAGCCAUCAUAUCAACUUCUAUAAGGACUAAAUCCCACUGGUCCCAUACGCGGAAUUUUAGUUCGAGUCGUCCGCGGACGUUGGAGGAAGUAAGAGACGGAAGUAACGUGACGAGAACAUUCGAUAAGAUGAGUCGACCGACGAGACCGCGACGAUUUGCGCCGCUUGAUCCUGCGAAGAGGAGGGAAGGGGACGAGAGGCCUACGUUGAAGGGAAUUGUAUUUGAUGUCGAUGGUACACUGUGCCUCCCCCAAACCUACAUGUUCGGAGAAAUGCGCUCCGCCCUCGGCAUCACCAAGAGCGUCGACAUCCUUGACCACAUCUACGCCCUGCCCACCGCCUCUGAGCAAGAAGCUGCACAGGAGAAGAUCCGCGCCAUCGAGCGCAAAGCCAUGGCAUCUCAGGAGCCGCAGUCCGGCCUCGUGGAGUUGAUGGAGUAUCUUGACUCGAGGCAGAUACAGAAGGGCAUUUGCACCAGGAAUUUUGAUGCGCCGGUGGAGCAUCUCCUCACGACGUUUCUACCAAAGAGCCUUUUCGCUCCAAUUAUUACGAGAGAGUUUAGGCCUCCGAAACCUGAUCCUGCCGGUAUACUGCAUAUUGCGAAGACAUGGAUGCAUGAAGACGGCGGGAAUUCUCUCAUCAUGGUCGGUGACUCUAUUGAUGAUAUGACGGCUGGAUUCCGUGCCGGUGCUGCAACGGUGCUGCUUGUCAAUGACGUCAAUAGGCAUCUUGUUGAUCAUGAGCAUACGGACCUCAUUGUGGAACGUUUGGACGAUCUGAUAAAGAUUUUGGAGGAUGGGUUUGAGGGACGGGCGUAAUGAUGCACGAACCCACGGAAUGGUUGGAAGGUACAUUCGAGGAAGUGCCAGCAGACCUACCUCUCCUGCUGUGUAUACACUGAGGCUUUGCACAAAGAGAGCUUGUAAUUAUCUAUGGGGUUUCGAGGUGGAAAUAGACUAUCCGGCUACAUUUUCAGCGACCUUCGCC
Aaosphaeria arxii CBS 175.79 is the source of this 1074-nucleotide messenger RNA. RefSeq names its product HAD-like protein. The record is from RefSeq and is a predicted model, not a curated record. The transcript is spliced from 4 exons. Lineage: Eukaryota; Fungi; Ascomycota; Dothideomycetes; Pleosporales. Bases 51 to 905 code for a protein of 284 amino acids.